AUGGCUGACCUUUCCCACCUCGUUAAGGUCUUCGGAUCCCUUGAAGCUCUCCGUGGCAAGAAGAUUGUCAUGUCCUGGGCUUAUUCUCCAUCCUACGGCAAACCACUCUCUGUUCCACAAGGUUUCAUCGCCCUUCUUUCUCGCUUUGGCACAAACCUCGUCCUUGCUCACCCAGAAGGCUACGAUCUCAUUCCAGAAAUCAUCGAAAUUACAAAGCAGAACGCAGCUAAGGCUGGUGGCUCAUUCGAGAUCACACACGACAUGAGAAAGGCCUUCGUCGAUGCUGAUGUCGUUUAUCCAAAGUCUUGGGCUCCAAUGUGGAUUUCCGAGAAGAGAACAGCUCAACUCAAGAAGAAGGACUAUGAUGGUCUUAAGGCAACAGAGAAGGAGUGCCUCGAACUCAACAAGAAGUACAUCGACUGGCAAUGCGAUGACGAGAUGAUGGCCACAACAAAGAAUGGAAAGGCUCUCUACAUGCACUGCCUUCCAGCUGAUAUCUCAGGACUCUCCUGCGAACGUGGUGAAAUUACAAACGAAUGCUUCCAGAAGAAUCGCCUUGAUACUUACUUCGAAGCUUCCCACAAGCCAUUCAUCAUUGCUUCCAUGAUCAUGCACUGCAAGUGCAAGUCUGUUGCUGCUGCCAUCAAGGGCAUCAUCGCUCGCAAUGAGAAGAAUCAGGAAUUUCAAAUGACUGAUUACUUAUAUAGUAAACACUUUAAGAUAAUAUUAAUAAUAUCAAUGUAA
Trichomonas vaginalis G3 is the source of this 744-nucleotide messenger RNA. Its product is annotated as aspartate/ornithine carbamoyltransferase, Asp/Orn binding domain-containing protein. Gene Ontology annotation, cellular component: intracellular membrane-bounded organelle. Lineage: Eukaryota; Parabasalia; Trichomonadida; Trichomonadidae. The transcript has a single exon. Gene Ontology annotation, molecular function: ornithine carbamoyltransferase activity; amino acid binding. Gene Ontology annotation, biological process: L-citrulline biosynthetic process. The coding region runs from base 1 to 744 and encodes 247 amino acids. The record is from RefSeq and is a predicted model, not a curated record.